Molecule: messenger RNA, 1083 nt
Organism: Truncatella angustata
Lineage: Eukaryota; Fungi; Ascomycota; Sordariomycetes; Amphisphaeriales; Sporocadaceae
Product: family 17 glycosyltransferase
Exons: 1
Coding region: 1-1083 (360 amino acids)
Biological process (GO): N-acetylglucosamine metabolic process; protein N-linked glycosylation
Cellular component (GO): membrane
Molecular function (GO): beta-1,4-mannosylglycoprotein 4-beta-N-acetylglucosaminyltransferase activity
Source: RefSeq, a predicted model, not a curated record
AUGCUCAUACGCAUCAGCAAAAGAGGCUCUCUGAGGCUCGCAUUCGUCUUCUCUUUCAGCAUUCUAGUUUUGGUUUGGUUAAAUCGCAAAUGGACGGACCAUUCCGUCCACAGGGUCCUUCAUUUUAGCCCAAACUCAGAUUUGAGCACACUGGAAGCGAAAAGGGAUCUAUGCAAGCAACAUGGAUGGACACCUUUUGAGGACUCAGGAAGGCGUGUCUACGAUCUUCUGAUGGUGAACACUGAACUAGACUGGCUCGAAAUCCGGCUGAAUACCACCUACGCCUAUGUUGACUACUUUGUCAUUGUCGAGUCACCAAAAACGUUCACCAACCUCGACAAGCCGCUCGUGAUCAAGGACAACCUGGACAAAUUCGAGGCUUUUCGCGACAAAAUCAUCUAUCACGAGCUUGAGAUCCCCGCAGACUUCCAUUCGGAUCGGGAGAAUCCCGCAUGGGCGUUUGAAGAUCUCCAGAGGAAUGCCAUGUACGAUCAGGUCCUUCCCCAGCUUACUGAUGCUCGAGCGCCUCGGGUUGGAGAUGCUAUUAUUGUGGCUGAUGUCGACGAGAUCAUCCGACCCGAGACGAUAGUGCUGCUCAAAACCUGUCAGUUCCCGCGAAGGCUCAAUCUGCGCAGUCAUUUUUACUACUACAGUUUCCAGUAUCUACAUACUGGUGAGCAGUGGAAGCACCCGCAGGCAACAUAUUACCAAGGAUGGAGGACAAUUUUGCCGGUGAAUUUACGAAAUUCGGACGGAAAUCUCCCACCGUUCGUCAAGAUGGAGACAGCAGAUCUGUGGGAUGCUGGUUGGCAUUGUUCAUCCUGUUUCUCGACAAUCGAGGAGAUUCUCACAAAAAUGUCAUCAUUUUCGCAUCAGUGGAUGAAUCAUGAGAUUUUUCGUGACAGGGAUCGUAUCGCUAGCCGUGUCAGAGACGGGAAGGAUAUUUGGGACAGAGAAGAUGAGCACUAUGAAAAAUUAGAGAACAACCAGGAUAUUCCUAAGAUUCUAUUAGACCAACGAGAGAGGUUCAGAUAUCUGACCGACAGAAACGGGCCCAGUGCUGGAUUUAAAGACUACCCGUAA